This is a messenger RNA of Ambispora gerdemannii, 2616 nucleotides long. NCBI's taxonomy places the organism in Eukaryota, Fungi, Glomeromycota, Glomeromycetes, Archaeosporales, Ambisporaceae. The record is from the annotation of a GenBank genome assembly.
AUGCGUAUGGUAAAAAAUAACAGUAUCGCGCAAUGCACUGUCGCCGGAGAACCACGCAUGCAUCUACGACUCGUUUUCUCGAAUGGAACUGUUCGUCCAUUGGAUUUCGACUUUCCCGUGAAUAAAUGGAAUUAUUGUCCGACUGACCGGAUUCAUGUAUGCUUAGUUGAACCGAAUCUUAUUCUGUUAAAUUAUUUUAAUUUUUCGGAUGUUGAACCUGAAAAGAAUGGCGUUUAUCAAGAGAAUGGAGUGUUUGUAGACUAUUGGGGAAAUAUUAAAAAUACUUUUCGGCUUGGUUUUGGGUCUCCGUACCGGUACCACAGAAGAAUUACAAUGGGAUUUAGCUCCUCAGACGGGAUAUUAAGAACCUAUCAGUUGCCUAAUGGAGAUAUAGGGUGGAACAGAUUCACAAAGCCUGAUGAAAACGCCCAAAUAUCGAAUGACGGAGAAGGCCUUUUCUAUAAUAAAUCCAUAAAUAAAAAUAUCACUACUUUCAGAACAUUUAAUUUACUUGAAGGAGGAUUUGGCUGUAUUGUAGUCAUCCGGCCUAUAGCUCAAAGUCCACUGGAGUUACAGGAUGUGUCUCUUCCACAAUGGAAUGCAUAUGUAUCAUUUUUGAAAACUGGCAGCUCGAUUCCGACAAAACCUUUUAUUCUGUAUCAGACACAUAUGGAAUUCAUAAAACUAGAAUUUACGCAAUGUGCAAUAGUCUAUGAUGGAAGUGGAAAUGAAUGUCUUAUGACAACAUUGAUGAAUCAUACUGUUUCUAUGAAAACUCAAAAUCAAAUAGCAACAAAUACAAAUAUCAUAUCAAAUGACAAUAAUUCUACAACAACAGCAGAUCUAAACCAACUAUUUAAAACAACUUUAAAUAUUCAUUUUGGAAGUCAAGGUUCUGUGACUGACAUUCAAAAAUUAGCUGCUGAUUCUCAAAUCAAUGACUUGUAUCCACUUUUCUAUGGUGGAUAUGUAACAAUUAGAGUGGUGAAUAAUGCAACAAAUGAGACAGGUGGUGAUAUGCUGGAUCGUGAUGGUAUUGUAAGAGAAAAAUGGAGUUUUAAAACAUUUACUAAUCAUUCCUGUAUGUUUCCUCUGAACAAUGCUAUAUGGGCUGCGAAAAAAGAUUCAAAAGCAGCUAGAAAUUGGACAAUAUUAACAAAAAAAUUCCCCAGACUUAAAGCUACAAAUGCUGAUGAUCGUUAUCGAAAUCCAAAUAUUGGCACUACGUAUCCAAAAAUUGGAGCCGUUAUUCCAUCUAAUAUAGCACAAAUAAACAUCACCUAUGACGAGCAUGUUAUCUUGUCAUCCGGUAAUAUUACGAUAUAUCAAGAAGGCAAAUCUGGAUCAGCUGAUAUUUUUCGUCAAGGAGUAAAUCGAUUGUCGAAAGAUUGCCAGAUUACCAUAAAAGACAAAACAGUCUUGAUUCCUGUUUUGGACUCAACUUUUAAUGUCCAGAAUGCUACUUAUUAUGUGAUUGUUGAUACGAAUUUCGUUCGAGCUUCUGAUACAGGUGAAGCGUUACUUGGAAUGGGUCAAGACAGUUGGCGAUUUACUACUGAGCCAUUUAAAGCUGGUGGAGACGAUAAUGGCAGAAAAUCAGGAAUGAUUCGAUUAAUACCUGAGGCUACAACAGAAUUUAAAAACCUAUUGAAGAGUAGUUCUUCCAUCUAUGAAGAUAUAUUGAAUGAGCUUGCAAAUGUGCUUCCAAUCUCAUGUAAAAGACUCAAAAUAAAGAAAAAAUACCAAAUCGACAGUGAUCAAAUUCUUCUUCGAAUAACUAUUUUACCAUCAGAAAAUAAUUUCGAAAAUAGCAUCAAGCAGAUUGUGAGUAAUUUGAAAACUCUUAUAAAACAUAAGGAAAUCACGUCUAUUUCAAGAUACAAUUAUACUGAGUGGUUAGAUAGUAGUUAUGGGUUCCAAGAAUCAAUUGAUUUAUGGGAAGAAUACAAGGUUGUGUUUGUUGUAGCUAUUACUGUCAAUUUUUUGAUUGCUAUUUUGUUUUUCAUGGCUCGGCGUAAGAAUAAACAAAGUCAAAAUAUUGUCAUCGUUACAAGUGCACUGAUUCUACAAGAUGUUCUUUUCGAUUUUGCAUUUGUGAUAUUUAAUGGUAAAGAUGUACCGAAACUUUUUAUUCCCAGUUUACUCACACUAAUAAUUCCAAUAGCCAUGAAUUGCACAAUCGCUCUCUACGUAAUGUUAUCGGAAAAUUCACGAAACGACAAAUUUAAUUCCUGGUUCCGAAAGUAUCCACAAGUCGCUGCAGCGUGCACUCUGUUUGCUAGUGGCGAUGUUGUUAUAUUGCAUGUACUUACUUCUCAAGUGGCAGGCCUUCAAAUCUUUUCUGCUACGUUUUCUGAACAUGCCGAGACCGUUAUAUUUAUAACGAGCACGUUGAAUUUGUUUAUUGAGGAUAUUCCGCAGUUUAUUAUACGGAUUCUCCAUUGGCAGAAUACUGUCGAAUACGGUAUAAUUCCAUUGAUUGCGUUAUGGACCAGUAUACUAGUUUUAUUGAAUGCUUUUAUUGGUCGACUAUAUAAUGGUGCAAUACAAUGUCAGAAAAGACGAAGAUUGAUAGCAAUUAGUACAGAACUCGAGGAGGAAAAAACUGGCAUAUAA